Molecule: messenger RNA, 222 nt
Organism: Perkinsus marinus ATCC 50983
Lineage: Eukaryota; Perkinsozoa; Perkinsida; Perkinsidae
Exons: 2
Coding region: 1-222 (73 amino acids)
Source: RefSeq, a predicted model, not a curated record
AUGAGUAUCGCUAUAUGCAAGGAAGCAAUGGAGAUCCUCGCUCCCAUACACUAUUUGAUAUGCUUUGUUGUCCUACGUUCCGUGAACCCGAAGCUCCAUGACACCUUCUGGGAUAUGACUGACGAGGAGUUUAUGCGUGGUAUUCGGAGAUUGUUGGUCGAUAUCGUGGCUGAAGUUGGUGUUUUCAUGCUACUCGUAGUCGCCAUGAAGCGGUUGCUUUGA